AAUAUUUUAAACAACAACUUGAACAACACAACAAAUAAAAGCAAAAUUGAACCUUAGACUUUAGACCUAUUUAUUUUUACUCUACUUUAUUUAAAUUGAUCAGUUUGGAGCCGAACAACUUAAAAAGCACUACUCCUUUUAAUUUUUAUAAAGAUUGUUAAUUAAAUAAAGAAAUUAUGAUUAAUUCGGGAAAACUUGCUGGCCUUACAAUAUUCGUAACUGGAGGAAGUAGAGGAAUUGGUAAAGCGAUUGCUCUAAAGGCAGCGAAAGAUGGUGCCAACGUAGUCGUUGCUGCUAAAACAGCUGAACCUCAUCCCAAACUUCCUGGAACAAUAUAUACAGCAUGUGAAGAAAUUGAAAAAGCUGGAGGUAAGAGUUUAGCAUGUGUCGUAGACGUAAGAGACGAAAAUACUGUUAGAAAAGCCGUCCAAGAUACCGUAAGCAAGUUCGGAGGAAUCGAUAUUUUAAUUAACAAUGCUUCCGCCAUAUCUUUGACGGGAACUGCAGAUACUGACAUGAAGAGAUACGACCUUAUGCACAACAUCAACACCAGAGGGACCUUUUUAGUAACUAAAGAAUGUCUUCCAUACCUAAAAAAAAGUAACCAUGCACACGUUUUGAACAUCUCACCACCUCUAAACAUGAGCCCCCAUUGGUUUAAAGGGCAUGUUGCAUAUACUAUGGCUAAAUAUGGUAUGUCGAUGUGCGUUUUAGGACAACACGAAGAAUUUAGACCAUAUAACAUCGCCGUUAAUGCCUUAUGGCCAAGAACAGCCAUUGAUACAGCAGCGAUGCAAAUGUUAUCUGGAAAAGAAGCUUCUGCUCAGUAUAGUAGGAAACCAGAAAUUAUGGCAGAUUCUGCAUACGCAAUUUUAGUCAAGGACCCCAAAUCAUUCACUGGUAAUUUCUGCAUAGACGACGAAGUACUGAAACAGUCCGGAGCCACUGAUACUGACAUAAGGAACUACGCCUGUAUUCCCGAAAAUGCUGAUAACCUUAUGGAAGACUUCUUUUUGGGAGAAGGUCCCACAGAUAAGCCCACGCAGAAAGUUGAAGCUCCUGCGGCCUCUUCGUCAUCAUCUGCUGCUCCAACAGGAAAAAUUGCGUCACUGUUUAAGAAAAUUGAAAGCGCCAUAUCGCCACAAACGAUUGCAAAGACUCAAGCAGUUUACGCAUUUAAUGUAACAGGAGAAGAGGCUGGACUUUGGUAUUUGGACUUGAAAAACGGAGCAGGCGCUUGCGGAAAUGGCGAGGCCCCACAAAAACCGGACGCAACGUUGACAAUGGAUAGCAAACACUUCUUUGAUAUGUUCACCGGUAAAACGAAACCCACCACGGCUUACAUGACUGGAAAACUAAAAAUCAAGGGAGACCUAACUAAGGCAAUCAAACUGGAAACACUGAUGGGCAGCCUGAAGGCCAAAUUGUAAAUAUAAAAUCUGUUAUGGACUACAAGAAGGUUUUUCUUGCAACUCACAACUUGUUUUUAACUAUAUUUUGUUAAUUGUAUGGUAAAAUAUUUUUACAAUAGGUUUAUUGAUGUAAACAAUAAUUUUUAUAUAAGUAAAUAAAUUUAUAUAUUUUAUUUUUA
Diabrotica virgifera virgifera (western corn rootworm) is the source of this 1591-nucleotide messenger RNA. RefSeq names its product hydroxysteroid dehydrogenase-like protein 2 (gene Hsdl2). The coding region runs from base 177 to 1430 and encodes 417 amino acids. Gene Ontology annotation, cellular component: mitochondrion. The record is from RefSeq and is a predicted model, not a curated record. The transcript has 7 exons. NCBI's taxonomy places the organism in Eukaryota, Metazoa, Arthropoda, Insecta, Coleoptera, Chrysomelidae.